AUGAGCCAACUGGGACAAACCAGACACUCAGUUUCUGCCUCUUAUUUUUUUUUUCCUCACUUUCUCUCUCUACUUUUUCUCUUUAUUUCUAGUCUUCUCUGUCUAUCAUAGAUCUUGAACUAUCCUGGCAAGAACUCAGAGCACUAACAUCUUGCAGCCACAAAAAUGGGCUUCUUUCUGUUACCAAAAGCAACUCCUUGCAUUUUGUUCUUGGCUCUGCUGUCUUGUACUUGCUUUACUUCUACAGAUGCUUAUGAUCCACUCGACCCAAAUGGGAAUAUCACAAUCAAAUGGGAUAUUAUAAGUUGGACCCCAGAUGGAUAUGUGGCUGUUGUUACGAUGAACAACUUCCAACAAUAUCGUCAUAUCGCUUCACCUGGCUGGUCAAUGGGAUGGACAUGGGCAAAAAAGGAGGUAAUAUGGAGCAUGAUGGGAGGGCAGACCACUGAACAAGGGGAUUGUUCAAAAUUUAAGGGAGGCAUUCCACAUUGCUGUAAGAAAGAUCCGACGGUUGUAGAUUUGCUACCUGGAACACCUUACAAUCAACAAAUUGCAAAUUGCUGCAAAGGUGGGGUGCUCAGUUCAUGGGUGCAGGAUCCAACCAAUGCAGUUUCCUCAUUUCAAGUCAGUGUUGGUAGAGCUGGAACCACAAAUAGAACUGUCAAAGUCCCAAAAAACUUCACCUUGAAAGCACCAGGACCAGGUUAUACUUGUGGGCCAGCUAAGAUUGUGGCACCCACUAAAUUCAUUACUUCAGACAAAAGGAGAGUGACCCAAGCACUGAUGACAUGGAAUGUGACAUGCACAUACUCACAAUUUCUGGCUCAAAAAACUCCCUCUUGUUGUGUCUCACUUUCAUCUUUCUAUAAUGAUACCCUUGUUCCCUGCCUAACAUGUGCAUGUGGCUGCCAAAGUAACUCAUCUCAGUCAGGGACUUGUGUAGAUCCAGAUACACCACAUUUGGCAUCAGUUGUUGCUGGCUCUGGGAAGAAUAACUUUUCACCUUUGGUUCAAUGUACUCAUCAUAUGUGCCCAGUCAGUAUCCACUGGCAUGUUAAGCUUAACUACAAGGAGUACUGGCGUGUGAAGGUUACUAUUACUAAUUAUAAUUACAGGAUGAAUUAUUCUGAAUGGAACAUGGUUGUUCAACAUCCAAACUUUGACAAUCUGACUCAACUGUUCAGUUUCAACUACAAGUCAUUGACUCCUUAUGGUUCAAUAAAUGAUACUGCAAUGCUGUGGGGAGUUAAGUUCUAUAAUGAUUUUCUAAACCAAGCUGGCCCUAAUGGCAAUGUUCAAUCAGAGCUACUCUUCCGAAAGGAUAAAGCAACUUUUACUUUUGAUAAGGGUUGGGCUUUUCCUCGAAGGAUCUACUUCAACGGUGACAACUGUGUAAUGCCACCACCUGAUGCUUAUCCGUGGUUACCGAAUGCUGGUGCUAGGCAAGAGGUUUCCUUGUUUGCUUUAGUGAUAGCAUCUUUGGUAGCCUUGGUAUUUUAUGCACCCGCAUAAGUUUCAAUCUGUGGUGUACAGUUAGGCUUGUAAUAGAAAAUUUUCAGUCAGACAGUUUUGACUCAUCUUUGAUGUCAAUUUGGUAUUUGAAGCAUAUGGGAGGAUGACAUCCAAGAUUAGGUCACGUGUCCUAUGAUUUGUUACAGAGGAUUCACAUUGGUGGUAGAAUUUGCUAUUGUUGUGUUUGUUGUAAUUCAAUGAUGUAUGUAUCAUUAUUAUAAUUGUAAACUGUAAUUAUAAUAACUAUACAGAGCAAGAUGUCACACGAAAAUAUGGACUUGAUGGAUCAUAUGUGGAUUUGAAAUGAUAAUGGUCUUUUUACUUGCAGUUUCCUACAUGGAAUAAGAAUGUUCUAUGUAUUAUGCUCAA
Molecule: messenger RNA, 1881 nt
Organism: Glycine soja
Lineage: Eukaryota; Viridiplantae; Streptophyta; Magnoliopsida; Fabales; Fabaceae
Product: protein COBRA-like
Exons: 6
Coding region: 166-1512 (448 amino acids)
Biological process (GO): cellulose microfibril organization; plant-type cell wall cellulose biosynthetic process
Cellular component (GO): plasma membrane
Source: RefSeq, a predicted model, not a curated record